CAGGCCAUGUGGAGGAUGACUACAACUCCCGGCAUGCAGCGCGGGCGACGCCAUGUUGGAUUGACAUUCCCACAUGAAUCCAUGCAGGAGAGCGGCCUGAGCACUGGACCCGCCCCGCUGAGCGCUGAUUGGGUGAGCUGGCCGGCGGCGCCGUCGCUGGUUGGCGGGGGACGUGUGCUCGUCACGGCCGUCUCCAUAGACAGGGGGAGAGUGAGAGGUUUCCAUGUAAAUGCAGCAGGGGAUUCAAUGCAGUUAUUGUCCCUCAUCCGGCCACCAAGACUUCCCUCGCUACUGCUCUACAGAUCUCUGGGUUCUACAACCUCCGACCCAUUCUCUGUCCUCAGCGCUGAGAAAGGAUCCGACCCAAUGCUCAACAGAAAGCUGGGCUGCCAGGGGUUCGGGGCGUCAGUGGCCGCGAUGACCUCCUUCCCUCCACAGAGAUACCAUUACUUCUUAGUGCUGGAUUUUGAGGCGACCUGCGACAAACCUCAGAUCCAUCCUCAGGAAAUUAUUGAAUUUCCCAUCCUGAAGUUAAAUGGCAGAACAAUGGAGAUAGAGUCCACGUUUCAUACAUAUGUGCAGCCUGUGGUACACCCACAGCUCACCCCAUUCUGCACGGAGCUGACGGGCAUCAUCCAGGAAAUGGUAGACGGGCAGCCGACUCUCAGCCAAGUUCUGGAGAGAGUUGACGAGUGGAUGGCCAAAGAAGGCCUCUUAGACCCCAGUGUCAAGUCUAUCUUCGUCACUUGCGGAGACUGGGACUUGAAACUUAUGCUGCCAGGACAGUGUGAAUAUUUAGGCCUACAGGUUGCAGAUUACUUCAAGCAGUGGAUUAAUCUGAAAAAGGCGUACAGUUUUGCCAUUGGCACUUGGCCUAAGAACGGACUUCUAGACAUGAACAAGGGUAUGAGCCUGCAGCACAUAGGGAGGCCCCACAGCGGAAUAGAUGACUGCAGGAAUAUCGCCAACAUCAUGAAGACCCUGGCUCACCGAGGCUUCAUCUUCAAGCAGACCUCCAGGCGCAUCUAAUGUAGUCAGGAGAAGGGCUGGGGGUGGGCGCGGGGCAGGAGGCUGCAUGUAGCUCUUCCUUUAACAUGUGUUCACAUGGGUGGACAAACUCAAGAUCCAGGACUCAAGGUGGAGGGGCAAAACAACCUGAUUGUCAUGGACUGACCGCCGGUGUGAGAAUCGAGCCAUUGCUGUAUAUAUAUAUAAAUAUAUCCACCAUGAAAUCUACAUACCUGUGAACCCACCACUCCAUCCGUCUAACCCUAGAUGAUGACUUUUCCACUCCCCAUCCAUCCUACAUGCUCCCGUGUCUUCUCCCAAAUGUCCUAGGAAGGCUAGGGUGGCCUAGUAGACCUCUGUAUUAUAACCACCCACCUGGCAUCAGAUCUCUUGGACAUUUUGAGAUUGUACACGUUUAUAAACUGGAUUAUUUAACCAAGAGGCCCAGUUGGGCAGACACGUACAUAUGACAAUAGUAAAUGGUGGUAUGAAGACAAAAAAUGGAGUCUGAAGAGGUAACCGGUUAGUGUUGAGUUAGUAAGUACGGUGGCACGUUCCACCUAAAACAAUAAGUUUGUAGAAGUUUUUGAAAACGACUGAGUGGAAUAAUGGUCUAAUUGGGCCUUUUCCAUAUAUGACCUUCACACAGUGGGAAGGUACACACAGAAAUAGAAUAACCCAAGCUGCUUAGAGAGUAAGGAACGCCUCCCCAUAUUAGAUGCUCUUUCAGGUACUCUUUUCAACUGUUUUCUGGUCUGGGAAGUUCUAAAUUCUAUUGCAGCUCUUUGGGUUUCUCCUAUAAGAGACCUCCACCACCGCGUAUCUAUAGGGUGCCCACCCAUCCUGUCUGGUAUAAUCCAUUUAUGUACUUUGAUUAUUGAUCUUGUUACUAGAUCACUGCAGUUUACUACAUGAAUUCUAUACAUCAAGGCUUAGAAAUACCUUUUUUAACCCCACCUACCCCCACCCCCCCAAAAAAAAGAACCCUACCAUAUAAUUUGCUUAGUAGUAGUAAAUAUCUGAAGCCGCGUAUGCACAUUUAUUUUUCUGGUUUCUAAUCUGAGGGUUAGUUCCUUUUGCUGGUGCUCUUUCUAGACAAAUCCUCAAUGUGCAGCAUCUAGGGAAAAUGAAGAACUCUAGAAUGAAGAAUUAGGAUGUGCAGCCAUAGCGCAAUGGAAGAUUACUCCGUAUUCAGGGAUAACACAAUUGUCACAUACUGUCACCUCCUAGGACUGGUAGAUGGUGGAGUGUUGCAUCACUUAUAAAGGCCAUCACUGUGUGACAUGUAUCCAGUGUUCUCUUUAUUUAUGUAAUAAGUGAUCCCAGUUAGGCACGUUUUUAAGCUCUGUUUUGUCAUGAAGACCAUAAGAAAAUAGCCUGAUCCUCUCGCUGAUAGACAUGCGGUGGACAAAAGACCAUUGGUCAUAACCUGCCCUGUGGCCGAUCUUAAAGGAGAAAUCCCUUGACCAGCAAUAUGUCUUUCAUUUGGAUUUUACGUAAAAAACCUGGAUGUUACAUUAACCGCUUUCCAGGUUCCAGGUAUUGUUUCUGAUUGUGAUAGAGGAGAUUUCAGUCACAUGACUUUUACCUGGCCAUCCUCAAUCAUUAAUUCAGUGACAUAUGUCCUCUCCACAUGUGCAGACCGCGCUGCUCUUCUUGGGGCAUCUAUCCUGACUUUGAAUGAGGCCUAACCUGAAUUGCAGUUUGCAGUAGGUGUUACAUCACCUAAGGAACAGUGUGACUUUUAAUGUAAGGGUUACGAGCUACGUAACCUCAGACUACGACGCAGACUAACUCAGAAACUUGAUAUUUCUAUAGAGAGAAAGUUGUGGGAUUUGUUAGUAUAUUUUAUUUGCAAUUGAGACUAGCUUGCGUGAGAGUUUUUGUAAGAAAUUCUAGACCUAUUUUCUGGACUAUUCCUAUUUAAAUAAUUAGGUUCAGCAUGCCUAUGGUUGAGUGUUACCCAAGGAAAUCUAUUACCCAGAGCUAUGGGUAAUGGUUAGAUGGGUGACAAAGAAGCCCGAUGACAAGUGUUAGAUUGCCUUGUACUAUAUGCAUGGAAAGGUGAUCAUAAUCAUUUCUGUUCCUUUAGCCACUGCCAAUAAACUGCAGUGUUUCUCAUCCUUCAUUUAGCGGUGUCCCCUAUACCCUAGAUGGUCAUCUCUGUCCGAUGUAACAAGCGUUUUAUUCCACAGUCCCCAGAACGGGAAUGGGGUCCGUAGGCCAGUGGAGACAAAAAGCCUCAAUGCAUAGUUCCAUUUCACUCUGAGGGUUUGAUGUCCAACCUCGACCUCUUGACACACAGAACCGAUUUGUCCCCUUCCUCUGUGACAAUCCAUUCAUUAGCCUCCUGCCCCUCACUGAGACCCCUGCAGAAGACGCGGUAAUAUCACCUCCUACUGCGGAGCAACAGGAGUGUCCUAACGCUGACCUCAAUGUUACAUUACAUGCACGGCGGGUGUUGUCGCUCCAGUUACGUGAAGAUUAAUAAAAUGAACAAAAUAAAACAAGACAAAAAUAAAAAGAAGUCAGAUUCA
Pseudophryne corroboree (corroboree frog) is the source of this 3545-nucleotide messenger RNA. RefSeq names its product ERI1 exoribonuclease family member 3 (gene ERI3). NCBI's taxonomy places the organism in Eukaryota, Metazoa, Chordata, Amphibia, Anura, Myobatrachidae. The transcript is spliced from 8 exons. The coding region runs from base 7 to 1029 and encodes 340 amino acids. Gene Ontology annotation, molecular function: 3'-5'-RNA exonuclease activity; nucleic acid binding. Gene Ontology annotation, biological process: exonucleolytic trimming to generate mature 3'-end of 5.8S rRNA from tricistronic rRNA transcript (SSU-rRNA, 5.8S rRNA, LSU-rRNA). The record is from RefSeq and is a predicted model, not a curated record.